ACCACACCCGUUUGAGUUUUAUGUGAGUUCAGCAACUUGCCUAUCACCAUUUAUAUUUCUGUUACAUCUGCUCUUCCAUUCAACACAGCUACAUACACAUCCACUCUACUCUCUGACUUUGGUAACAGCAAAUGGAUAAUAAAGGGAACAAAAGACCAUAUGAACAUGUUACCCCGUCUACUUCACAUGAAACAACAAAAAGACAAAAACAGCAGUGUCCUAGCCCAGAGAAGAUGGGUGACGUGACACGGAAUAUCAGAUUGGCCAAAUUAAUCAUGACAAAAGUUAAAUAUAAACUCAGAAAUGAAUUUGAAAACAGCUCCACCAAGAAGCUUACUCAAUAUAUCAGGGAAAGUAUUUCAAAAUUGGAUGAAGGCAUAAAAAAAAAAACUACUGUGGGAGUGUUUGGGAAGACUGGAGCUGGAAAGAGCUCACUGAUCAACGCUGUUCUGGGGGAAAGAUACCUGCUGCCAUCAGGAACCAUUUGUGCCUGUACAUCAGUCAUCAUACAGGUGGAAGCCAAUGUGACAGAUGCCAAUUACAUAGCUGUAAUUGAAUUCAUCUCAAAACAGGAGUGGGAAGAUGAACUUGAGACACUUUUGAAAGUUUUAUCUGAAGAUGAUGAGGAGAGGGAGCAUGAAAUCUUCAGUACAGCAAAUGACAAGAUUACAGCACUGUAUGGAGAGGAAGGUGUUUUUAUGACCAAAGAAUACCUCAUGAACGAUGAGCGGUUCUCAGAAAUUCCUGAAUUUCUCGCAUGCCAAACAAAAAAUAUAACAUGCAAGGAUGCCUCAGAGCUCUCGGGUAUAAUUGCUUCUUAUGUUCAGCAUGACGAUUCGAGCCCUGGAGGAUGUUACUGGCCAGUAGUGAGGAGUGUGACCAUCAAGAUUCCAAACUGUAAAGAUUUUCUGGAGCAUGUUAUGUUAGUAGAUCUCCCUGGAACUGGAGACUGCAACAAGAGCAGAGAUCAGAUGUGGAGAUCGAAACUGAGAGAUUGUUCUACAGUGUGGAUUGUAAGUGAAAUAACUCGUGCUGGUUCUGAAAAGGAGGCCUGGGAAAUUCUGUCCACCAGUAUAAGAGACAUGGCACAAGGUGGAGAGUGCAGCAGUAUUUCAUUUAUCUGCACCAAGACUGAUGACAUCAACCCUCAGAGCUACAUGAGAUCUGCUAAGCUCAUAGAUGAAGACUUUCAUAUCACAUCAGAGGACCCUCAGUGUACCAAUAAGAGAAAAAUUGCAUGCAUAAAACACAGAAAUAACAAAGCUAAGGAAAAAGUGAGGAAGAAUUUUAAUCAGCAAGACACAAUAAAGAAACAUUUCAAUUGUGAUGACAAAUUCCUUUCUGUGUUCACCGUGAGUUCUGAAGAAUUCAUCAAAGAAAGUCCACUGUUGAAACCAGAGGAUACAGAGAUCCCUAAACUCAAGAACCUCCUGAGGAUGUACAAUGAUACUCACACAAAUGAAACAGCAAAUCUCUAUGUCUCCGGUGCACUUGGAAUCCUCUCCCUGAUUGAAGGAUUUAAGGACACCGACACUGAUAUGAGAGAGAGAUUCAAUUUGUAUGAGAAGCUAAAAAUAAAUCUUCAGGAUGCAGAUCAACACAUGCAGGAAUAUUACAUGAAUGUUUACCAGUAUCUGAAAGAACAUCUUUCAAAUGGAGCAACAGAAUCUGAAGGAAACUGUAUUGAAAAUGCAAAAACAGUAAUAGUACCGAAAAGAAAGGAUGGUCGUGGAUUUCACAGAACCCUGACGGCAUUGUGCAAGAAUGAUGGAUACUACAGGUCUAAGGCUGGAGAAGCAGAUCUCAAUGGAUGCUUGGUCAAACGCAUGUACAACCACAUUGAUAAAGAAUUCAGUGACUUCUUCUCGGACCUCCAGGGGAAUGUAAUUGAUGUAACUGAGAAGUCACUGCAAGCAAACAUUAACAGGUUUACUAUAAUCACAGAUGACUUGUUGCAUAGCUAUGAAAAUUAUCCAGUGCUGAGCCACAUGUUGAAAUUCCUUAAAACUGAGGAAAAGAACCUGAAAGUGAUGCUUAAACCACAUAUUCUUCAGCGAAAAAAGAAGAUAUAUGCUUCGCUUGCUGAGUCCAUUAAAGCUUCAAUGCAGCCUUGCUAUCAGAGAGCUGCUAAAGAUUUUGGACCGGGCUCAAUGAAAAGGAAGCAGGCUGUCCUGUUAGAGCACAUUGAGUCAUCAAGAAACACAAUGUUCAAGGAAGCACAGGAGCACAUGCUUAAAACAUUUGAUGAUGAGAUGAAUGAAACCUUCAUGGAGAUAAAAGCAAGGCUAAAGGAAGCAAUGGAGCAUUCACUCCGUGAUGUAAACACCUUGCCUCGCAUGGAUGUUUGUGAAGAGAUCCAACAGCUGAAGAAAUUAAUUACUCACAUCGAUGACUAGUUGGCUACAAAAGAAUUAUAUGAAUGUUGUCUGUGCAUCUAAUCAAACUCCACUGGUGCUGACACACCUGCUAGUGUUAUUCUUCAAAUAUGUUGUCUGUAGCCCAAUAUUUUAAUAAGAAAAUAUUUCUGUUCCUUUUAAUUAUGCCCUCAUGAAUUAUUACCUAAAGUUCUGAUAAUCACCUAAUGCUUAAGAUUUUUUAUUAACUAUACAAACGUGUUUGAUUUCUAUUUUGGUAUUACAUCUUUUUGGCCUUUAGAAUGAUAUGUGUAGGUUGACUAUGGUUUGCUUAGUGAAACAUGAUAUCUAUGUUUUGGCACAAUAAUAAGUCAACUGUUGCUCCUAAAUUCCCAGAUUGCUAGUUUUAAAGUUCAAAAUAGACAAUAAAGAUGCAGAUUACAUAAUUAGUUAGAAAAUAGCUGGGUUAAAGAUAACGUGCAUUUGAGACACCAUCCAGAGAUUGUCUGAGGAUGGUACUUUUUCAAGGCCAAUUAUAUAAUUUCCCACCUUUUUUACAUACAGUUAUUUGCAGUUUCCACCAUGAUGUCCAACUUAUACAUUAUUUACCAUUAUGCAAAUUGAUUUUCAAUACCAAUACCAUUUGCAGCUUGGUACCAUUACAAUCCAAGAGAAGACUCUUUAAAAAAAAAGAACAAGCCAACUCAAUUAAGUUAUUUAUGUUUGUAUGACAGAUGUCUGUCAUUAAAGUUAUGUUGGCUUUCUUUAGUUCUUGUUAGUGCACAUUUAUGUUUGGUUUCCUUUCAUUACUUAAAUUAAACGUUUUAGUUGGCGA
This is a messenger RNA of Electrophorus electricus (electric eel), 3189 nucleotides long. Its product is annotated as nuclear GTPase SLIP-GC-like. Lineage: Eukaryota; Metazoa; Chordata; Actinopteri; Gymnotiformes; Gymnotidae. The record is from RefSeq and is a predicted model, not a curated record. Gene Ontology annotation, molecular function: GTPase activity.